This is a messenger RNA of Spea bombifrons (plains spadefoot toad), 2052 nucleotides long. It is a transcript of the gene SYT17, whose product is annotated as synaptotagmin 17. Gene Ontology annotation, molecular function: syntaxin binding; clathrin binding; phosphatidylserine binding. Gene Ontology annotation, cellular component: membrane. Gene Ontology annotation, biological process: calcium-ion regulated exocytosis; cellular response to calcium ion; regulation of calcium ion-dependent exocytosis. The coding region runs from base 298 to 1722 and encodes 474 amino acids. The record is from RefSeq and is a predicted model, not a curated record. NCBI's taxonomy places the organism in Eukaryota, Metazoa, Chordata, Amphibia, Anura, Pelobatidae. The transcript has 8 exons.
CAGGGUGUAGAAGUAACGGGAAGGAGGGGACACAUUGGAAGAAGCCGGCUCGUACCGACCCCAAAAUAUGUACAGUACAUCUGAUGUAACAUGCCACAACCAACAAGUAGGGACAGUCUGUCUGCUGAGAGACGGUGUCACCAUGAAAGAGGGGGAGGACUGACAAGCUCAGUGCUGAUCAUCUAAACAAGUCACGUUCCGUUCCUUGUGGUUUUUUUUUUUUUGUUGAGGGCAAAGAGGGGAGAGAGAGACGCCAUGCUCCAGCAAAACUGGGAACAGGUCGCAGUUUGAGUGAAGAUGGCGUAUAUACAGUUGGAACCAAUAAACGAGAGUUUCCUGUCCAAAAUCUCUGAUCUGCUGCUGUGCCGAUGGACGUGCAGAAAUUGCUGUCAGAAGUGUUACGAAUGCAGCUGUUGCCAGUCGAGUGAAGAUGAAGUGGAGAUCCUGGGGCCUUUCCCUGCUCAGACACCGCCUUGGCUGGUUAACAAUCGCAGCGAUGACAAGGAAGGGGAUUCAGAUAAUGCAGCCAGUGAGCCACCCCCAACUCCACAGGAUACAUCUCCUGACAGACGGCGAUCAUCUUCAGACACGUCCAGGUCUACUUACAGUCUCACGAGGCGUAUUUCAAGUUUAGAGUCAAGAAGACCCAGUUCCCCAUUAAUUGACAUAAAACCAAUUGAGUUUGGUGCAUUGGGAGCCAAGAAAGAAAUUGUACAACCGACAGUACUGAGAAAAACCUACACCCCCGAGGACUAUUUUAGGAAAUUUGAACCGCGUCUUUAUUCUCUUGAUUCUAGUAAUGAUGAUGUAGACUCAUUAACUGAUGACGAAAUUCUAACCAAGUACCAGUUGGGAAUGCUGCAUUUUAGUACUCAAUAUGAUCUAUUGCACAACCAUCUAACUGUCAGGGUAAUUGAGGCCAGAGACUUGCCGCCUCCCAUAUCUUAUGAUGGUUCAAGACAAGAUAUGGCUCAUUCAAAUCCAUACGUGAAGAUCUGUCUCUUGCCUGAUCAGAAGAACUCUAAGCAAACCGGUGUCAAGCGUAAAACUCAGAACCCAGUAUUUGAGGAAAGGUACACUUUUGAAAUACCAUUUUUAGAAGCCCAAAGAAGGACUCUGCUUUUAACCAUGGUUGAUUUUGACAAGUUUUCACGGCAUUGCGUUAUUGGGAAGGUCUCAAUGUCAUUAAACGAAGUGGAUCUUGUGAAAGGAGGACACUGGUGGAAGUCCAUCAUACCAAGCUCACAGAACGAAGUCGAGCUGGGCGAGUUACUUCUGUCUCUUAAUUAUCUGCCAAGUGCUGGAAGAUUGAACGUUGAUAUAAUCCGAGCAAAACAACUUCUUCAGACAGAUAUGAGCCAGGGAUCUGAUCCCUUUGUGAAAAUUCAACUGGUACAUGGGUUAAAAUUGGUGAAAACCAAGAAGACAUCUUGUAUGAGAGGGACCAUCGAUCCAUUCUACAAUGAGUCGUUCAGCUUUAAAGUCCCACAGGAAGAGCUGGAGAAUGUCAGCUUGGUGUUUACUGCUUACGGACACAACAUGAAGAGCAGCAAUGAUUUCAUUGGACGAAUAGUGAUUGGUCAGUAUUCAUCAGGCUCCCCUGAAACAAACCACUGGCGACGCAUGAUGAAUACUCAUCGGACGGCAGUGGAGCAGUGGCACAGCCUGAGGUCUCGGGCCGAGUGCGACAGAGUGUCCCCGGCUUCACUGGAGGUGACGUGAGAGCAACAACGUGUGGUGUCACAACAGACGCACAAAAGGAACCAACGUGGGACAACCAUUUAGGCUGCUUGUGAUUAAGUGGCAGCAUAUGCCUAUGUGCCUCACUGUAUUUUCACGAUGCAACAUGUUUGUUAAAUGUCCAUCAGGCCAGUUGGGUUUUGAAAACGUGUGACACAUGGAUUCAUAUUAUUUGCUUUCUGGCCUGGCGCACCCAUCCACCAACUAAUUCCACCCCUCAUAAAAUAAGCCAGUGUUUCUGUGACGCGCUGUUACAUUUAUUAAAACGGACUUAAAGGAAGACUCCGAAUAAAUGUGUCUUAAAUGAAAGAA